Messenger RNA from Vespa crabro (European hornet), 2001 nucleotides. It is a transcript of the gene Ubqn, whose product is annotated as ubiquilin-1. Gene Ontology annotation, biological process: ubiquitin-dependent protein catabolic process. NCBI's taxonomy places the organism in Eukaryota, Metazoa, Arthropoda, Insecta, Hymenoptera, Vespidae. The record is from RefSeq and is a predicted model, not a curated record. Bases 249 to 1841 code for a protein of 530 amino acids. Gene Ontology annotation, molecular function: polyubiquitin modification-dependent protein binding. The transcript has 8 exons. Gene Ontology annotation, cellular component: cytosol.
AUACAUAUCUACCAGGCAACACCCCACCUGUACCUUUUAUAGCAUACGUGUGGAUUAAUAAAACCAGUACUUUUACGUUGUACUUGUGGCAACGUAACAUAACCUAUAAGUUUGGAAAUCGAUGAUUCUUCGAUACAAAAGGUGGCGUGCAAGAAGCCGAGGUUGUGGAAAAGUUUUGUGCGCAAUUGAGAAUUCCGACGGUAGAGAAUUGAAAGCGUCGAAAGUAACGAGUCAUCUACCAAAUCAAGAUGGCAGAAGGGCAAGAGAAUCGGAAGAAGAUCACUAUUAACGUUAAAACGCCGAAAGAAAAACAGAGCGUUGAAAUAGAGGAGGAUGCGACGAUUAAAGAUUUUAAAGAGGCGGUCUCGAAGAAAUUUAACGCCCAGAUAGAUCAGUUGUGUUUGAUAUUCUCGGGGAAGAUUAUGAAAGAUCAUGAAACACUUACUACACAUAAUGUCAAGGAUGGUUUGACCGUACAUUUGGUUAUCAAAGCACCCCGCACACCAACCAACCAAACUCAGGAGUCCGUAUCGUCUCAAAGACCACAAGCCGAUAUAAGUGCCAGUCCUUUUGGUCUUGGUAGCUUAGGUGGACUUAUGGGGUUAGAAUCUCUUGGAUUAGGUUCUGCUAAUUUUAUAGAUUUGCAGCAACGUUUACAACGUGAAUUAUUGUCGAAUCCAGAAACAAUGCGUCAAGUUCUUGACAAUCCAUUGGUGCAAAGCUUUAUGAAUGAUCCAGAGAAUAUGCGCAAUUUGGUCACAACUAAUCCCCAAAUGCAGGAACUUAUGCAAAGUAAUCCAGAAAUUAGUCACAUGCUAAAUAAUCCAGAACUUUUAAGACAAACAAUGGAGCUAGCCCGUAAUCCAUCUAUGCUACAAGAGUUAAUGCGUUCACAUGAUCGUGCUCUAUCUAAUCUUGAGAGUAUUCCUGGUGGAUAUAGUGCUUUACGCCGCAUGUAUAGAGAUAUUCAAGAACCUAUGCUUGCUGCUGCAGCAAACGAACGUAAUCCUUUUGCAGCAUUGGUAGAAAACAGCAAUAAUCAAGAUGGACAAACUAAUCCACAGCAAGGUCAAGAAAAUAGAGAUCCUUUACCCAAUCCCUGGAAUCAAAGUCAGAAUGAAACUUCUAAUCAAGGUCAACAACAAGGUCAGGGUAGAGGCCUUUUGGAUUCACCUGGAAUGCAAAGUCUUGCAGCGCAAAUGAUGGAGAAUCCUCAAUUAAUGAGAAAUAUGUUAAAUGCCCCGUAUACAAGAUCCGUAUUAGAAGCUAUGGCAGCCGAUCCAGCCAUGGCCAGUAGAGUGAUAGCUGCAAAUCCAUUUCUUAGGUCAAAUCCACAAAUGCAAGAACAAAUGCGUGCUAUGAUGCCGGCUUUUAUACAACAAAUGCAAAAUCCACAAAUACAAAAUGUCGUCACCAAUCCGGAUGCUUUAGCUGCUAUUAUGCAAAUUCAGCAGGGCAUGGAGCAGCUACGAACCGUUGCACCCGAACUCGUUGAAAACUUAGGACUAACUGUACCUAGCGCACCGGCAACAACACCGGGAAAUACAGCUACCACAACUUCAAAUCCAUCGACAGGGCAAACAACGGAUACGAAUCAGCAGGAUGCAUUUUCUCAAUUUAUGGCUCGCAUGGUAUCAGCAAUGGCACUAAAUCAAGGAGUAGAAGUCGACGGGCAACCUGUACCACCACCAGAAGAACGUUACAGAGCACAGUUAGAACAACUUACGGCUAUGGGUUUUGUGAACAGAGAUGCUAAUUUACAAGCUUUGAUCGCUACUUUUGGAGAUAUAAAUGCUGCUGUUGAGAGACUAUUGGCUAAUGGACAAGUAUCUAUGAGCUAACCACCAAUCUGCAAUACUGUUAUUCCAUUACUAUCUUUAAUUAUAUCCUUAUUUACCUCUUACGACUGGCAUGAAGAAAGAUACACGAGGUAACUGGCUAUUGAAAAUUAUAAACUUCUAAUCUGAAUCUUGACAGAAUACAUACUACUGACACGUUUAA